Anopheles bellator is the source of this 803-nucleotide messenger RNA. It is a transcript of the gene mRpL35, whose product is annotated as large ribosomal subunit protein bL35m. Gene Ontology annotation, molecular function: structural constituent of ribosome. Bases 187 to 651 code for a protein of 154 amino acids. The transcript has a single exon. The record is from RefSeq and is a predicted model, not a curated record. Gene Ontology annotation, biological process: translation. NCBI's taxonomy places the organism in Eukaryota, Metazoa, Arthropoda, Insecta, Diptera, Culicidae. Gene Ontology annotation, cellular component: ribosome; mitochondrion.
AUUGCUGUUAUCGAAAGAAAAUGUUCAGAACCAUUGCUGUGUCGGGUGAGAAAAUGUUACAGGAAACCCUUGCUUGUCUUAUUGUGUGAUAACAUUGACUGUUUCCCCUAAAAAGCCAUCCGCCGUGCAGUGGCAACCGGUACGGCGGGCAUCCGCCGCACUCCGAUUGUUCCCAGCAUUGGGUCAAUGGCACCGAAGAACUUUUCUACUCUGGUUCGGAACCACGAGCUCUCGCUACGUCCUGCUGCAUCCAUCGGCAGCCUCAUUCAACCGUCGAUCGCACCACGAUUACUCGAUGCAGUUCAAGCGUGUCCUCAGCUACAGACCCAACCUUGCCGCACAGUGAUCAAGUUCUCGUUACGCAAAGGCAAAAGGAAGACGGUAAAGGCGGUUCUGAAACGAUUCAAGCGCCUCGACUGGGGCGGUUGGAUUCGUACCAUUUCCGGUCGUCACAAGAAGCUGUGGCGAAAGAAGGCCAAUCGCAAGCGGCGUCUGCGGCAACACGUUCUCGUCAACGGUACCCAGGCCACCCUGCUCGAUAAGAUGGUGACAAAGUACUGGAAGCGGCCGCGAUAUUACAUAAACGACCCGUACGCUCCGUACCACUCGCGGGAAGAGUUUUUGCACACCAGACGGAGACCCUUGGCGUGAAGAGGCAAUUUUCUGCAGGAAGCGUGCUAAGUAGUGAAACCAAAACCGCCGGUUCGAAAUAUAAUCGAUUUAUUUGUUAAUCUUCAAACCCCAAAACAAAAACAAAAAACCCGUAACAAGGCCCUGUUGCAUUCCUAGGGCAGUGACUAGGC